Molecule: messenger RNA, 1689 nt
Organism: Strongyloides ratti
Lineage: Eukaryota; Metazoa; Nematoda; Chromadorea; Rhabditida; Strongyloididae
Product: Elongation of very long chain fatty acids protein
Exons: 5
Coding region: 1-1689 (562 amino acids)
Biological process (GO): sphingolipid biosynthetic process; fatty acid elongation, monounsaturated fatty acid; fatty acid elongation, saturated fatty acid
Cellular component (GO): endoplasmic reticulum membrane
Molecular function (GO): fatty acid elongase activity
Source: RefSeq, a predicted model, not a curated record
AUGACUAAUAGUUCUAUUCCAUAUGUUUCUAUGACAGAUAUUCUUUUUGCCGAAAAAUGGUCAAAUAUUGAGGCAAAACAUUUCAUGUCACACUGGGUUCCAACAUGUGCCUGGAUUUCAAUUGCCUAUGUUUUUGUUGUAUUUGUGGGACAAAGAAUUAUGAAAAACAGAGAAGCCUUUGAUUUACAAAAUUUCGUUGGAAUAUGGAAUCUUGGAUUUUCAUUAUUCUCUGCUAUUGAUUUAUAUUUUCUUUUACCUGAAUUAAUUAAAUCAGUCAAAGAUCUUGGAUUUUUUGGAUCAUAUUGUUAUAAUGCUACAUAUUAUACUGAUCAAAUAUCAGGAUAUUGGGGAUGGAUGUUUGUUAUGAGUAAAUUACCUGAACUUGGUGAUACUAUAUUAUUAAUUCUCAGAAAAAAGCCAGUUAUAUUUAUGCAUUGGUAUCAUCAUGCUCUUACAUUUUAUUAUGCUUCAUUAACAUACUCUGAAAGUCAGGCAUGGGCUAGAUGGUCAUUAGUUAUGAAUCUUGCUGUACAUACAAUUAUGUAUUUCUAUUUUGGUACAUCUGCCUUUGGUAAAAGGUAUCCAAAUGCUGUAAGACAAUUUAUUACAACAAUUCAACUUACCCAAUUUGUUAUAUCUGUUGGAAUAUUUUCACAUCUUGUUUAUAUAAUGACAAAUGGAAAUGUUGAAAAAUGUAAUACAUCAUGGAAUGUUCUAGCAAUUGGAGGUGUUAUGUAUUUAAGUUAUUUGUAUUUGUUUGGUGAAUUCUUCUACAAAGCUUAUAUUGCACCUAAAAAAGGAUCCAGCAAGAAAACAAAGAAAAACGAACUUAUCAAGAAUGUUGAUACAGGUCUCCCAGACAAAGUUCUUUCAUCACCAAAAUUUGAUUUUGAUGGAUUUAUUGAUAUUGUAACUUCAUCAAAAUUCGAUGAUAAAAAAGGAAGAGAUUGGAUUAUUGAACAUUUUCCAUUAACUAUUCAACUUUCAAUGGUUUAUGUUGUUACAAUAUUUUCAAUCAAAUAUAUUAUGAAAAAUCGUCAACCAUUCCAACUUACACUUCCUCUUAAUAUUUGGAAUGCAUUUUUGUCUGUUUUUUCAAUCACUGGAACAUUAAUGUUAUCAAGUGAAUUUUUUACAACAAUUCAAGAACGUGGAAUUUAUGGAUCAUAUUGUAAAAUAGGUGAUAUGAAUAAGGGUGUUAGUGGUUAUUGGGUAUGGCUUUUUAUGGUUUCAAAGAUGUUUGAACUUAUUGAUACAGUAUUUCUUGUUCUUAGAAAAAAACCACUCAUGUUUCUUCAUUGGUAUCAUCAUAUACUUACUGUCAUGUACUCAUUCUUUUCAUAUCCAUACACACCAGGUUUUAAUAGAUGGGGUAUUUAUUUAAAUUUCUUUGUGCAUGCUUUUAUGUAUACAUAUUAUUUUAUUGCUUCAAUGAAAAUUAGAGUCCCAAAAGCUAUUGCCCAAUCAAUUACAUCAAUUCAAAUUAUACAAUUUGUUAUCUCAUGUGGUAUUCUUCUUCACCUCUUUUUUGCUAUGUAUAUAUUUGGAGAUAAAUGUGACUUUGAUGAUACUGUUUUUAAAGUUGCAACAGUCAUGGAAGUAUCAUAUCUUCUUCUUUUUAUUAACUUCUUUGUUCAAAGAUAUAUCAAAGGUGGUAAACCAAAAACAAAAAAAGUUAAAAGUAAUUAG